GCGGUGACGUUUUGCGGCGGGCGGGCGGGCAAGGCGGCGAUGGCGGAGGCCGACGGGGACCUGGAUCUGGAGAACGAUGAGACGGAGCGGCCGGCGGAGAAGCCGCGCAAACACGACAGCGGCGCCGCCGACCUCGAGCGCGUCACCGACUAUGCCGAGGAGAAGGAGAUUCUCAGCUCCGACCUGGAGACGGCAAUGUCCGUGAUUGGAGACAGGAGAUCCCGGGAACAGAAGGCCAAACAGGAAAGGGAGAAGGAGCUGGCAAAAGUGAUCAUCAAGAAGGAAGACGUGGAGCUCAUAAUGAACGAGAUGGAGAUCACUCGGAAUGCGGCCGAGCGCAGCCUCGAGGGAGCACUGGGGAAUGUGGUCGAGGCCCUGAUCGCCCUCACGGACUGAGGCCGCGGGAGAGCGUCGUCUGCCUGGGCCCUGGACGGCUUGGGAGGCGGAGGAGGCCUUGAAGGACUGGGGACACGGCGUGAGCAGAGUGUGGGGGCCGCAGGGCAGGUCCAGCUGUUUAAACUCCGUUGCACCGUUAGGCGACAGGAUCGCGAGGGUCCCUGUCACACGGUGCUCUGUGCUGGCGCUGCUUGUCACCCACGGCUGAAUCCUGACGAAGGCAUCGCCUUCCAGAUGCGAAAAGGUCAAAAAGACUUCAAACCUGAACUAAUAAAUCACCAACUCACUCUGAA
Molecule: messenger RNA, 689 nt
Organism: Amblyraja radiata (thorny skate)
Lineage: Eukaryota; Metazoa; Chordata; Chondrichthyes; Rajiformes; Rajidae
Gene: hypk
Product: huntingtin interacting protein K
Biological process (GO): protein stabilization; negative regulation of apoptotic process
Source: RefSeq, a predicted model, not a curated record